AUGUCAGCCAAAGCCGGCCCCUCAAAGCGUUCCGUCCCCCCAAAGAAGAAGACCAAGCCGGCGAUGAUCGUCGACGAAGCGUCCGAAGCCUCGCAGUCGGAUUCCGAGAGCGUCAACAGCGACAACAUUGACGAACCGAUUGUCGAGACCCCGCGCCCGACACAGAAGGUGCGCAAGGGCGCACCGCUUCCUCUGUAUCAAGCGCCGAUUGGGAUGGAACCUGUCCAGGUCUCGACGAGCUUCAAGAACAGCCCGUUCGAGUUUGAUGCGCUGAACAAGAAGGGCGUCGAGCUGUGGGCUAUUCGUGUACCUGCGGAUUUCAAGGCUUCGCGUCUGGCGUCACUCGCCCUCGAUAAGCCGGGGAAGAGUGUGCGCGGGCGUCUGGAACGGAGUGGCACGUCGUACACACUCCAAACGGCUGAGAAGGACGAGGGCAUUGGGGCCGAGAUGACGGGCAUGAGCCUUCUCGUGCCCAACUUGGGCCGUGCGGGACAUUUGCAGCGUGCGCCGAUCAAGAUCUCGCGGCGCCUAAUCCUCGCGCCGGCGGACGACAAGGCGGACGGGACGGAAUUCACCGCCCCCCCAAAGGUCAAGCGGACACAGCCAGAGGGCAAGCUCAAGUUCCGAAACCGCGCGUUUGGGUUUGACACGCCCGGCCCAGGCGCGACCAUGACGACCGUGGAGGAGACUGCUGUUGCUGAGGUGGAAGAGGCGAAGGAGGACGAGGACGAUGACGAUGACGGGGUGCCAGAAUCUCCCGCCAAGUCCAAGUCUCCAAAGAAGGAGAAGAAGGACAGAAAGGAGAAGGAGAGCAAGAAAGACAAGAAGCGCAAGGCAGAGGAUGAGACGCCCAAGAAGAAGAAGAAGGCCAAAGCGGAGUGA
This is a messenger RNA of Cutaneotrichosporon cavernicola, 882 nucleotides long. RefSeq lists its product as uncharacterized. The transcript has 3 exons. The record is from RefSeq and is a predicted model, not a curated record. Gene Ontology annotation, biological process: transcription by RNA polymerase I. NCBI's taxonomy places the organism in Eukaryota, Fungi, Basidiomycota, Tremellomycetes, Trichosporonales, Trichosporonaceae. The coding region runs from base 1 to 882 and encodes 293 amino acids.